AUGAAAGAAUCUCUCAAUCUCGAAGCUCUACUUCGUUCAGUCUCAUUCGGGACUAACGAGAAGAUAGUCACUGUGCUAGUCUUUCUAUUGACUGUUUAUAUCUCCUAUCAACGAUUUUGGCAUCCACUCGCACGUUAUCCCGGACCCUUCCUCGCCUCUUUGACCGAUGUCUGGCAAGUGAGGGAAUGGCUGACUGGAAAGCAACCUUACCGCUUAACUCGCCUCCAUGCGAAAUAUGGACCUAUUGUGAGAUAUGGACCAGAUAAGCUCAGUGUCACUUGCAAGGACGCAGUUCAAACUGUAUAUGUUCGCGGGCAUAAAACAAUGCCAAAGACAGAAUAUUACAACGCCUUUGGACAACCGCACGAUCCGAAUCUUUUCAACCAACGAAAUCAAGCUGAUCAUGCGGUACGCCGUCGUGUACUCCUUAAAGCAUUUUCCCCACAGGCUGUGGAAACCUAUGAGCCGAUCUUGGAUUUUCACACUCAUCGCCUGAUUGAGAAUAUUGAAGGACAUUGUCGCGAUGGAAAAUCAUUCGAUUUGAAAAAGACAAUAUAUCAUUUUGUGUGUGACGCGAUAUCGGAUCUCAUGUAUGGCGAGGAUCUAGGUAUCCAAAAAGGAAAUUCGGUAGAUGCCUUGCCUGAUGACCAUACUAUAUCUUUAUGGAGUGCCGCAAUUGGUUCAUGGCCAACAUUACAGCCUAUAUUAUCCAUAUUUUUGCUCCUUUUUCCUCAUCCUCGGAGCUGGAUGUCAUUCCGUAAUAUGCUCGGUUAUUUCCUGGAGGCAAAGAAAAUUGUCAAAAAUCGGCUGGUCGCGAUGUUGAACGAGCAAUGCACAGAGCGAAAAGAUAUCCUUUCACGCAUCAUUGGCUUGAAGGAUAGUGAUCUUGAGAAUAAGCUCAAUGAGGCUAACCUGGCCGCAGAGACAUUUGGGUUUCUAAUUGCCGGCAUUCACCCUCCAAGUGCCACUAUGAUACUUCUGUUCUAUAAUUUGCUUCAUAACAAAGAGGUUUUGGAUAAGGCUAUUGCGGAAAUUGACUUACAAUUGCCACCUAUGACGCCAGGAGCUGAUGUCUACUCGAGAUCAGCGGUUGAUACAAAGCUCCCAUAUUUUCGAAACUGUAUCAAGGAAAGUUUUCGCAUCUCACCAGCCUUUACUAUGCCUUUGGCCAGAAGAGUAACACAAAGUGAGGGAAUUGUCUUGGAAGGAAAUUUGGUGCCAGUUGGUACCUCCGUUGCGAUUUGCAACCAAGCGUUUCACCAUAACCCAAAAAUUUGGGGAGAUGAUCACAACUGCUUCCACCCUUCAAGAUGGGAAGAUGAGGCAAACGACGAGUUGGGAAAGCUACUCAUGCACUUUGGAGCUGGUGGGCGACAAUGUAUUGGCAAAUCGCUCGCAUUGACGGUUAUUUACAAGACGACCGCUACUCUUUUAGCGAGAUUCUCCUUUCAAUUGGUGAAUGAAAAAGAGCAGCAAGAUGUUGAGGAUGGGCUAUUCUAUGGCAAGCUCCCCGACCAGGUUAGCGUCGGUAUUAGUGACCUCAAGGGAUCGUUGAUGGUGAAAGCGAGUGACCGGGCACGAAUGCAAUAG
Messenger RNA from Penicillium malachiteum, 1590 nucleotides. Its product is annotated as Benzoate 4-monooxygenase. The transcript is spliced from 4 exons. The record is from RefSeq and is a predicted model, not a curated record. The coding region runs from base 1 to 1590 and encodes 529 amino acids. Gene Ontology annotation, molecular function: monooxygenase activity; oxidoreductase activity, acting on paired donors, with incorporation or reduction of molecular oxygen; heme binding. Lineage: Eukaryota; Fungi; Ascomycota; Eurotiomycetes; Eurotiales; Aspergillaceae.